AUGGCUUCUCUGCAAUACGUCAACUCUAAAGCUGAAAUCCUAACUCCGUGAGCGAACAAAAGCUGCUUCACUAUAAUUGAAUCCUUAGCUGAUUCUAUUAAUUUUUAAACGAAUUGCAUUUUAAGACAUAAAUUUUACAAAUUUUUUGGUAAUAGAAUUAAACUUCGAAUAAGCGAUUUAACUAUAUAAUUUUUUUAAAUACUAUAAUAAUUCUUUUGUGAAUAAGGAAAAAUAUAUUUUUUUGCUCAAAGAGGGGGACUAAGGAAAGCUCAAGCCCUUAACCUCAAUAUCUCAGCCUCCAAAGGCCUUCAAGAAGUUCUCAGAAGUAAUCUUGGACCAAAAGGCACAAUAAAAAUGCUUGUCGGUGGAGCAGGACAAAUCAAGCUUACCAAAGAUGGUAAUGUUUUGCUAAAGGAAAUGCAAAUUCAGCACCCAACUGCAGCCAUGAUUGCAAGAGCUGCGACCGCACAAGACGAAAUUGUUGGGGAUGGGACAACUUCGAAUGUGCUUUUUAUUGGAGAACUGAUGAGACAGGCUGAAAGAUUCAUCGGGGAAGGAGUUCACCCAAGAGUCAUCGUCGAUGGUUUCGAUCAGGCCAGAACUUUUGCUUUGCAAUGCCUGGAUGAGAUCAAAGAAGAGGUCGAAAUUGACAGAGAGCUAUUAAUCAGUGCUGCAAGGACCAGCUUAAAUACAAAACUCCACCCAGUUUUGGCAGCUCAGCUGACAGAAAUCGUUACUGAUGCAGUUCUUGCAAUUAGAAGGGACAACAAAAUUGACCUGCAUAUGAUUGAGAUUAUGCAUAUGCCUCAUAAAAUGGCCACUGAAACUAAGCUGAUCAGAGGGUUAUAUCUCUAGAGUAUAAGUUGUUUAUUAUAUUUUAAUUCCAUUAAUUAUUAAUCACUGUUUGCAUAUUUAUUCUUAAAGUAUAUAGUAUUAGACCACGGAGCAAGACACCCUGAUAUGCCUACCAGGCUUAAAAACUGCUAUAUUUUAUGCUGCAACAUCAACUUAGAGUACGAAAAAACUGAAGUAAACUCUCAGUUCUUCUACAGCAAUGCCGAGCAAAGAGAAAAACUCCAAGCCUCUGAAAGAGUUCUAAUCGACGAAAAAGUCGAAAAAAUUUUGGACCUAAAAAGAAGACUCUGCCAUGAAAAUGACAAAAACUUCGUCGUCAUCAACCAAAAAGGAAUAGACCCAGUCUCCUUAGACAUGUUUGCUAAAGAGGGCGUUAUUGCUUUGAGAAGAGCCAAAAGAAGAAACAUGGAAAGAAUUCCAUUAGCCUGUGGAGGAAACGCUAUAAACGCAGUAGAAGAUUUAAACGAAGCUGACUUAGGAUGGGCUGGAUUAGUUUAUGAGCAUCAAAUAGGUGACGAAAAAUACACAUUUUUGGACGAGGUGCCAAAUACCUUUUCUUGCACUGUGCUGAUCAAAGGACAGAAUGAACAUACUAUUAACCAAAUUAAAGACGCUGUCAGAGAUGGCUUGAGAGCUGUUGCCAACACUAUCCAGGAUAAAUGCAUUGUUCCAGGCGCUGGAGCCUUUGAAAUCGCUACUUCAGUCAAACUUAAAGCUCACUUAAAGAACAUUGAAGGCAAGUCUAGACUUGGUGCUGAAGCUUUUGCGGAAGCUUUACUUAUUAUCCCUCGAGUCCUUGCAGAAAACUCUGGCCUUGACAGCCAAGAAACUCUUCUUAAACUUGUGUCAGAAUACGAGCGAAAUGGAACCAUAGUAGGCUUAGAUGUCACCACCGGCAACCCAAUCAGUCCUAAAGCUGAAGGAAUUAUUGAUAACUACUGUGUAAAGCGCCAUUUCUUACAACUAGCCCCAGUACUUGCCCAACAACUGCUUUUAGUUGAUGAAGUCAUGAGAGCCGGCAAACAGAUGGGAGGAGGCCAAUAA
Blepharisma stoltei is the source of this 1899-nucleotide messenger RNA. The record is from the annotation of a GenBank genome assembly. Lineage: Eukaryota; Ciliophora; Heterotrichea; Heterotrichida; Blepharismidae.